AUGAAUAUCAGAAAGACUUUCGUGAUAUUUUUUCUUGUUGUUGUAUUAGCAACAUCGUUGUUGUCCAACUCCAAUGUUUUAGCUUCACCGGUUAUCAAUAACAGGGUUGGAUAUACUCACUGCAUACAAAUUUGUACAAGCUAUUGGGCAGACCAGGGAUGCCGAGCUGAGUGCAGAAAGAGAGGUUACUCAGAAGGGGCGUGUAUAGGUCAUGCCCCACGAUUUGAUUGUUGUUGUAAAAAAUGA
This is a messenger RNA of Raphanus sativus (radish), 246 nucleotides long. RefSeq names its product defensin-like protein 71. The record is from RefSeq and is a predicted model, not a curated record. The transcript has 2 exons. Lineage: Eukaryota; Viridiplantae; Streptophyta; Magnoliopsida; Brassicales; Brassicaceae. Bases 1 to 246 code for a protein of 81 amino acids.